Molecule: messenger RNA, 1177 nt
Organism: Arabidopsis lyrata subsp. lyrata
Lineage: Eukaryota; Viridiplantae; Streptophyta; Magnoliopsida; Brassicales; Brassicaceae
Exons: 3
Coding region: 407-1147 (246 amino acids)
Source: RefSeq, a predicted model, not a curated record
UGUAUAAGCGUAUACAUCUCCCUCUUCCUUUGGAAACGCCGUCAAGAGAAGAAACGAGAGAGAGACAGAUAUAGAUAGGAAGAAAGGAGAAUUGUGGUUAAACAACAGCAUCGAUCACCAUCGGAGCCACCGUUCACCACCGUUGUUCACCGGAGUCGGGCUUUUGUCAUCACUGGCUUGUUGGAAGAGGGAGGAGUAACAGUUUCAAGUAGGGAUUUUGGUGAGUCAUUUCCCGUCGAACGUAAGAGAGUUAGAUCACUAUUUUGACGUCCCUGGAUAGAUCUUGCUACAAAGAAUCCAUAGCAAUUUACGGUUUGUCAAACGGAGAUAAAAAUUUCAGGUUCAACUUGGGAUACUCAUGGAAGAAAAUUGAAGUUUAUACCGAAUUUUCAUAAUUUUAUUACUCAUGGAAGAAAAUUGGUAUAGAAGAUUGUUUAAGAUGACCCUUGGAAUUGCCGGAGAUAUGAAAAACCUUGAACCUAAGGAUUGUACGUUUGAUAUGGAUCUAAUGGAAGAAAGAGAUGGAUGUUGGCAUUAUGGUUUAUCAAUGGAAGUCAUGGAGGAAAAGUGUUGCAAGGAAAUUAAAGCCUAUGCCAACUUCACCGAGAACUUCUUUGAGACAUGGGCGUUACUUCUUGCAUUUGAUCUUAAUGAGAAAGGGAAUAUUGCAGAGGCUUUGGAAGAGCUUGUCACAUUUAUGGAGAAAUUGAAACCGAUUCUCAGAACUUUUGGGUCCAAGGAGAUAUGCAAGAUAAUAACCAAGAAUCUAACCGGCAAAAAGCUAUGUGACUAUGUGGGAGAAAAUUACAGGGUAAGGAUAUUUCAUUAUAAGGAUCUUGGUACGGAAGUUUUGGUACCAUUGUGUCUACGUUUCAGAAUUACAUAUACACACGUCGGGUUAAAAGCUGCGGUUUGGAAAAAUAAAGUUCAGCCAAGUGAUGCUGCAUUCAAAUCGUAUCAGAGAAAAGCAAAUAUGAAGUUGGAUAAUAACGGAUCUUAUGAUCGGUUAGCGAGUAAGGCUACUCUUCGAAAAGCAUCGUCAAACUCCCUUCUGCUGUACUUUUCUCAGUAUAUGGCGCAUACAUAUGCGUAUGUAAUAAUUUGUGUUACAGUAAUUCUGCAUAAUAUCCUUGUAAUUACUCUUUGAAAUUAAUAAAAGUCUUUUGUUGGAAAAAAA